CCCUGCUGCGGGUCCACAACUCCCGACGGGACUUUGUGACGCUUUUUAUUGUAGCAACAGUUCCUGGUAGCUUGCCCGAAAUCCCCAGCUCCUUCCUCUACUGAGCCUAUAAAAGAAGAGCGGCUGGAGGUGUGCAGGUCCCCGGCUGCAGGGUGCUGGGGCUAGUGCGGUAGGGGAGAGGGGGGACACAAGAGCGAGAGGACAAGGAGGCCAAAGCGAGAAACGGGAGUGAUGGGGUGCGGGGCUUCUAAGCCUUUGGAAGAGCAGCGACCAGUCCCGGAGCCUAAGAAAGGCUGGGAGGAAGGGAACGAGGUUGAUGUUGGUGAAUCUUAUAUACCUGUAAAUGCUGGGCCUUGGGAUGGGUCAGCAAGGUCUAGAAGUGCUAUGGAUAGUGAAUUUGGACUGGAAGAUGGUGUCUUAAUGGGAAGCUUACCUGGAACCAUUCUAGAAAAUUCACCAUCUCUUGAUGAAAAAAAUGAAAAAGUAAAUACAGAACUAAUGAUUAAUGGAUUAAUCGAUACGUCCCAACACCUCCAGAGUCGAGAGAGGCCAAAGUCAUCAGACAUCCUGGAGGAACUUUUCAUUCAAGGAAUAAUACAAAGUCCAAGUAAAGUAUUUAGAAAUGGAGAAUCAUAUAAUGUCAUGGUAAGCACAAAUGAGAAGCCUCUCAGGAAGCCACCUGCCAGACUGGAGAAACUUAACACCAAAAGGGAAACAAAUGGGUUCACAAUAAAAAAUAUAGAAGAGAAGAUGAAGGCAGCAGAUGAAAGAAGGAAGGUUAAAGGUGAAGAAAUGAAAAACAGGCUGAGAAGUGAGAGGCCUUUGCCACCAAUUGUCCCUUCAAGCACAGCAAAACUGAGUGAGGAUGACCCUCCAUUUGCCAAAGGAUUUGAUGCUACAGGCUCUUCUGUGUUUCAUCCCUCUGCCAUGGAAACAGGAAGGCAAGUGAAAAGGAAAAAAAGCAUUGGGAAAGGCAAUAUGGCUUCAAGUAAAAUAAAUCAAAGUUACGAAGCCUUUGGGGUUGUGGAGUCUGAUGUGCACUACAACACUCCUGAUGACGUAUUCUGAUGCACCAGUGGUCCGCUCUAUUCAGUGUACACUACACAUGUGAUAUUUCACUAAUUCUUAAAAAAUUAAGCCCUUGCUCUGUACCUUUACUUUCCUCUUACAGACUUUGUUACAGUAAUUGGUCUAAUAGCAAUGAUAUGCAUUGCUUAACUCCACCGUUAGUAAUCAGGGUUACAGAGAUUGUUGAUGUCAAGGUUACUGGUUUCACAUCCUUGUGGUCCAAAUGAAGAGAAGGAGGAAAGGGAGGGAGGCAGCCCCAGGAAGAAGCCUUCUGCCCUGCUGCCUGUGGUCAGUAAAGGCUCAGCUAAGCACUUCCUCACUCAAUGUAUUCUACCACCUUUCCUUUCCUUUCAAUGCUUAGCCUUUCUCAAGUGGGUGACAUAAUCAUUCUGAAGGUCUGUUGCAGCUACUGAAAGAUAAUUAGUGUAGUAGGAAGAGUCCUGGAGUGUUCAGAGAGACUUAGUUUUGAAUUCUACCUCUGACACUUUCUAGCUAUUGGACCAUGUACAGGAGAUUAACCUCUCCAGACCUCAGUUUCUUCAUCUAUAGAAUGGGGAUAGCAAUACCUACAAUACAAAUUUCUCUAGUUGUUGUGAGGACCAAGUGAGAUCAUUCAUUCAUUCGUUAGUUGAAUAAUCAUUUAUUAAGCACCCAAAUGGAC
Phascolarctos cinereus (koala) is the source of this 1729-nucleotide messenger RNA. RefSeq names its product stathmin domain containing 1 (gene STMND1). The record is from RefSeq and is a predicted model, not a curated record. NCBI's taxonomy places the organism in Eukaryota, Metazoa, Chordata, Mammalia, Diprotodontia, Phascolarctidae. Gene Ontology annotation, biological process: regulation of microtubule polymerization or depolymerization.